AUGAUAGGCUUGUUCAAGUGCCCAUUGCCAUGGCAUCCACAAAAAGAAGAGGAGAGAAACGUGAGCGAGGAGGAGGAGCUGAUGGACGAGCUGACCGACCUCGAGGACGAGGGCGAGGCUGGGGCCCUCGCCGCGGGCCGGCGGCUGCAGCGGUCCCGGUGCGGGAGGCCGGCGAAGCAAGACGGUCCCUUUUCGUUGAUUCUUGCCCCACGCGCUGCAGGCGACGGUGCCGCUUCCGAUGCUGGCUCCGGGCAUGGCCCCGAGGCUGGCUCCCAUGCCGGCCCCAGGGCGCUCGACGACAUCGAGGCGCCGCCCGCCGCGGCGAACCCGUCGUCGGGAGGCUCCCGACCUCGCGCCGCCGUCAGCAGCGCGACGACGACUACGAGCUGCACGGCGACACCGGGGAGCGCGACGACGGGCACGUGGCCGUGCAGCACGACGACGCGUUCGACCAGUGCGGCGAGCACCGCGAGCACCGCGCCGCCGGCAAUGCGUGUAUGGCGCUUCGCACGCCGCGGCGCCCCUGGCAGCCCUGGAGCCGGAAGCCGUCCAGCAAGUGCCGCCUCGGCUGGGGGCUAG
Molecule: messenger RNA, 579 nt
Organism: Prorocentrum cordatum
Lineage: Eukaryota; Dinophyceae; Prorocentrales; Prorocentraceae
Source: the annotation of a GenBank genome assembly